AGUCGUAGUGAAGUGGCGUCGACAGCGCAUUCAGUUAAAAAAAUUGCGUUGAAUGAAUGGUAAGAAUAGAAAGACGCAAAUAAACAUAAAUUGUAUAUAUUUUUUCGUCUUCCCAUUCACCAUGCCAUAUGACAUCGUCAGGUUUUGUAAAAAAGUCCUAGUCCUCAGGCCAGCAAGUUUGCUGUUGUUCUGUGUCUUGCGUAACUGUGUCCCCACUACCAUACCUGUGGGGACAUUCAGAACAGAGUGCCAUGAUCAUCACUUUUGGCUGACUGUCAAGUCCAACUUUCUUGGACACAUGGUUCGCUUUGACAUUGAAGACAAAGGAAGUGUGCACUUUUUGUCCCACCAGCGGGCAGCAGAGUGUGGCUACACCAUGAUAUUCAACUCUUAUGGUGACCUUGUCCUUCGAGCCUCCUUCCUGGCCUGCUAUGUGGACAACAAGGUUGUCAGAUAUGGGAGUGAGAAAGACACUGAGUUUCGGCUGCACUUGUGGUUUGUGAACAAGGAGGCUGAUGGGAAGGACAUGGCCUACCCUGUCCUGCUGUCCUGUCGUCUCCAGCAGCCCUGGAGCCCUCGACAAAUUGUGUGUGAGGAGAAUUACAUGGAGGUGUCUGUAAAGAAGGAAAUCUCAACUGCCAGUCACCAAGGUUUAAAGUGGACAGAUUCAUCUAAUCUGGUACCUGAGGAGAAAGGGGAUGGGCUGAAGGCAUGGCAAGUGGCAUUCCACAAACCGGAAUACCUUGGAGGGGAGUCUAUGCCUUUGCGAGAUGCACAAGUGAUGGGUUACCACAUCAACACUACGGACACCCGCAUCAUUUUGCGCUGUCCCUACUCGUCAGUGAUGUCAUACAUGUUGCAGGAAAGAGGGGUCCCAGUAGAGGUGGUCCGUGCCUCUAUAUUCUACCACCAUAUGCGGAAAGUUUUCCAGGUUGAUGUCUCUGUGGCCUGCACUAUGAACAAAGCCACAAUGGAUGGGGAACACAUUGUUGGGACCUUCCCCCAGGUCCUGUCUCCACUGGUAUCGGGCAGUUUCAGGGACAGGGGUAUAUGGAUUGGGGUGGACACGCGUCUCUUGAAUGAGUGUUCCAUCAAGGAAUUUGGCUACAAGAUUGGGCUGCAGAAUGGCGUUGUGCAGGUCAGGAUUCCUUUUGGAGCAAAGGGAGUACACAUUAAGAGUCAUGUCGUUGACAGGAAGUAUGCCCAGUCCUCAUCAAUAGAUUUAUUCUAUGUACACCAGUGGAAGGAUAGCCAGUGGGCCUUGACCCAUCAUCUGUCCUUCAGACCCCUAAAAACUCUGUAUGUCCCCAAAACCCCCAUAUUCAUUAACAACACCAUGCCAUCUGAAAAGAUGUUUUCAGUGACCCUUGGAACAUUCCCCCAUGAUGUGUCUCUACGCAAUGUCACAAUAGGGGAUGAGCCUCUAUCCCUUCUGGAAACCAUAGACCUGGGGAUCAAGAUCUUCUUAGUCCCAUUCAAGAAUGGCACCCAUGCUUACCAGCUAAAAGUCCCCUUCUCGAACCUCCUCAUCUCUCAGAAGUCUACGGAUGGGGGAUACAGGAGGUACACCUUAAGAGUUACCUUUGUCUUGGACAUCUCCCCCCAUGGAGAGGUCUUUCACCACCAUGGCACUGUGGUGACUGAUUUACGAAAUGUUGUUCUUCCCAGGUUGGAGGGUAAGUGCACACAAGAGGGUAUAUUGGUGCUGCUGCACUAUGGAAACCAGGACUUCCAGUGGGAGAUGUACUUGGGGAACCGCAGGCUAGACUGGGAGCUGGUGGAGCUUGGUGGGUACCUAACGAAGACUGGGGAGGAUUACUUCAGCAUUGAACUACCCCUAUACAGUCUGGGAAUGACUUACGAGGACCUUAGCUUGCAAGGACUGGUGGCCAUGGUUGAGGUCACUUUGGUGAAUGUGGAGACGAUGACAGCAGAACACAUCUUUGCCCAGCGCUGCAGAUUUCCUGUCAAGGAGCUGCUAGUCUGCCUACCUCAAGGGAAGAUUGUGGUACUGGCUGAUACUUCCCGUACCAUCCCACCAAUUGAACCAAACCGCACCACCCUACUGGAUCAGAACUGUGGACCCAUUGACUCGGACAGUACCCGGGCCCUUUUCACCUUUUCUCCAGACUCUUGUGGUACCAUCCGUACUUUGAUGGGGAAUCACCUUGUGUAUGAGAAUGAAGUGAGAUACAUGGAGAAGCUCCUUCCCACACCUGACCCCCUCACAGAAGAAAAGCCUCGCUAUAGGCUGACAGUCCAGUGCCACUACCCUGUGAAUGACACCAGCACCAUCACCAUCUCACACCCCUUUAACCCUGCCCUCACGCCCCCCACAGCUCCCACAAAGGAGGGCUCCAGCCAUGGCCUGUCACUAGAGGUCAAAGAAAACGAGAGACCACCAAAUAAAAAAGAAUGGUUUUCAAGACAGCAAAGAAGCUCCUGUCCACACUGCUGACCAUUGGGGUGAUGACUACCGGGCUGGAGAUUGGUAUCUUGGCUGCACUCCUGCAAAUACACACAAUACCUGUAAUAAAAUUGUACUGUUUCCUACUA
Messenger RNA from Anguilla anguilla (European eel), 2556 nucleotides. RefSeq lists its product as uncharacterized. Bases 53 to 2458 code for a protein of 801 amino acids. The transcript has 19 exons. Lineage: Eukaryota; Metazoa; Chordata; Actinopteri; Anguilliformes; Anguillidae. The record is from RefSeq and is a predicted model, not a curated record.